AUUUCAUUCAAAUAGUUAUCAUUUUCUUGCUUUUAUGCAAUAUUAACAUAUUUUCUUGAAAAUAAAAUAUCAAAAAUAAUAAAUAAUGGCUAUUGUUGAGCUAUCAAAAGUUGCAAAUUCAGAUACUCAUGGUGAAGAUUCACCAUAUUUUGCAGGAUGGAAGGCUUAUGAUGAAGAUCCUUUUGAUGAAGUUCACAAUCCAUGUGGAGUAAUUCAAAUGGGAUUGGCUGAAAAUCAGGUAUCAUUUGAUAUGGUGGAAGACUACUUGGAAAAACAUUCAAAAACAAUUAAUUGUGGGAGUGGAAUUUCUAAUUUCAGAGAAAAUGCAUUAUUUCAAGAUUAUCAUGGAUUAUAUUCAUUUAGAAAAUCAAUGGCAAAAUUUAUGGAAAAAAUAAGAGGUGGAAGAGCAAAAUUUAAUCCAGAUAGAGUUGUUAUUACAGCUGGUGCAACAGCUGCUAAUGAAUUAUUAACUUUUAUUUUGGCUGAUCCUGGUGAUGCUUUGCUUGUUCCAACUCCUUACUAUCCAGGAUUUGAUAGAGAUUUAAGGUGGAGAACAGGUGUAAAAAUAAUUCCAAUUCAUUGUAACAGUUCAAAUAAUUUCCAAGUUACACCACAAGCCUUGGAAUCAGCUUAUGAAGAAGCAAAAUUCAACAAAAUUAAGGUUAGAGGUAUACUUAUAACAAAUCCUUCAAACCCUUUAGGUGCAACAAUCCAAAGAUCAAAUCUUGAAGAUAUUCUUGAUUUCGUUGUACGUAAAAAUAUCCAUCUUAUCUCUGAUGAAAUCUACUCUGGCUCAGCAUUUUGCUCCUCGAAAUUCGUGAGCAUAGCUGAGGUUCUGAAAUCUAGAAAUGACGUGGACUCGGAGAGAGUCCACAUCGUUUAUAGCCUUUCGAAAGACUUAGGUCUCCCUGGAUUUCGAGUUGGUACAAUUUAUUCGUACAAUGACAAUGUUGUAACAACAGCUAGGAGGAUGUCAAGUUUUACGUUGAUUUCAUCUCAAACACAACAAUUGUUGGCAUCCAUGUUGUCUAAUGAGGAAUUCACAACGAAUUAUAUUAAGACGAAUCGCGAUAGAUUGAGGAAGAGAUAUGAAAAAAUUAUUGAUGGAUUAAAGCGUAGUGGAAUUGAGUGCUUGAAAGGGAAUGCAGGGUUAUUUUGUUGGAUGAAUUUGAGUCAAUUAUUGGAGAAGUCAACAAAAGAAUGUGAAUUGAAACUUUGGAAUUCAAUUUUAUGUGAAGUAAAAUUGAAUAUUUCACCAGGAUCAUCAUGUCAUUGUUCAGAGCCAGGAUGGUUUAGAGUUUGUUUUGCUAAUAUGAGUGAACAAACAUUAGAAAUUGCACUCAAAAGAUUACAUAAUUUCAUGCAAAGAAGAACACAAAAUAGGUAUUGAACAUCUUCUAUUAUGUGGUGUAUAUCCGGAUAAAUCAGGCCCUAAUACAUGUAUCGAACAUCAGAUGGAUCGAGUUCUGAUAUAGGUAUUGAACAUCGGACGUAUCGGGCCCUAAUACAGGUAUCAAACAUCAGAUAGAUCGGAUCGAAUGAAUCGGGCUCUAAUACAGAUAUAGAAUAUCGGAUGGUAUACUCAAAAAAGAAAACUUUCGUCUUUAGUUCUUUUUUAUUUGAGGGGGGGAAAUCCAAUUUUGAUUGAUGUUGGAUUAAUUCUCUAAUUGAUGUUAAUUCAAAGGAUUUGGAUUUUUGUCCUCAUAUAAUUGUAUAUGAUAUUGUCUUUACUAUCUUUAAAAAGAUGAAGAUAUGAUUCUAUAUGUUAGGCAAU
Messenger RNA from Solanum lycopersicum (tomato), 1774 nucleotides. RefSeq names its product 1-aminocyclopropane-1-carboxylate synthase (gene ACC). Gene Ontology annotation, molecular function: transaminase activity; pyridoxal phosphate binding. The record is from RefSeq and is a predicted model, not a curated record. Gene Ontology annotation, biological process: biosynthetic process; amino acid metabolic process. NCBI's taxonomy places the organism in Eukaryota, Viridiplantae, Streptophyta, Magnoliopsida, Solanales, Solanaceae.